UAUUGAGCGGAAGUCGGACUCGGCGUGUUUUGUGUGGUGUGUGACGUGUACAACAGCCAUCUUCAGAAAAUAUUGAGGAAAAAUAAUUAUUAUUUUGAUAUUUUAAAGAAAUCGAACUCUGACAUCACGGGGAUGUCUGACAAUCGGUCUGUACACCAGUCCAACUACCGUGGAUGGUUGUACAAGUGGACUAAUUACCUACGAGGCUACCAGAAGCGUUGGUUUGUCCUGCAAAAUGGAUUACUGUCAUAUUACAGAAAUCAAGCCGAGAUGGCUCACACAUGUAGAGGCACAAUUAACCUUGCCAAUGCUUACAUUCAUACUGAAGAUGCCAACACAAUAGUUAUUUCCAACAGUGGUACCCAUACAUUUUAUUUGAAAGCCACAUCUGAAGUGGAGCGACAGAAAUGGGUGACAGCCCUGGAGCUCGCCAAAGCUGAUGCUAUCAAGCUCUCAGAUCCUGGGGACAGUGAUGAGGAGGUUGAACCUGAGCCAAAUAAAAAUGAGUUACAAAACAUGGUGAAGACUUUGACUGCCAAACUGGAGGACAUGAACACUUGUAAUGAUCUGAUCGCUAAACAUGGCACCGGUCUCCAGCGAGCCCUCACUGAGGUCGAGUCUAUGGAUAGCCCGAGUGAGGCGGGAAGUAAACUCAAAGUCAUCAACGAACGAGCGACCAUGUUCAGGAUUACCACCAAUGCUAUGAUCAACGCUUGUGGGGAAUACCUAGAUGUGGCUCAGACACAGGUCAAAAGGUUACAGAAGAUUGUAAACUAUGAACACGAACAAAGGAUGAAGCUAGAAGAAAUGGUAGAACAACUUGCCAAAGAGCAGGUUACCUUGGAAACGAAGGCCAAACAAUCAAUGGGACAUGGUCUAGCCAAAAAGGGGCCCCCUGGUUCAGAUGAAGAGGACUUCUUUGAUGCUCUGGAUUACCAGGCGGAGGAGUUUGAGGUGGCUCUUCCACACAAUCAACCAAAACACAGGAGGACAGACAGCAAUAUAAGCUUUGACAGCCAGGCGGACGAACGGAGCAGUGACCUCAGCAGUGAGGCCGAGGAAUCAGAGGGACAGGAAGCCAGAGUGUACUCCCACAAAUCUAAACAGGGAUCCCCCAAACAGGCGACAGCAAGUGUAAAAUCUCAGCUCAAGAGAAAUGCCAACAGUGAUUCCAAGAGGAAUGGGGAGACCCAGCUGGUGGCAGCUAAAGCCCCCCGAGUUCCGAGCGGGGGCCGGGUCAGGAGAGCCGUGAUCCCUCCCAAACCAAACUACAGUCUGAAUCUCUGGAGCAUCAUGAAGAACUGCAUAGGGAAAGAUCUCUCCAAAAUCCCCAUGCCUGUAAAUUUCAGCGAGCCGUUGUCGAUGCUUCAGCGGUUGACGGAAGAGUUUGAGUAUGCAGACUGUCUGGAUCGCGCGGCAGCCUGCGAAGACUCCGCGGAACAAUUAGUCCAUGUCGCCGCAUUCACCAUCUCUGCUUACUCCACCACGAUAAACCGCACCACCAAACCCUUCAACCCCCUCCUGGGUGAAACCUACGAGUGUGACCGCACGGACGACCUGGGCUGGAAAUCAUUUGCUGAACAGGUGAGCCACCACCCCCCUCUGGCCGGGGUAUUCAGUGAGGGCAGAGACUGGGAGCUCUAUCAGGAAGUGGCUAUCUCCAGUAAAUUCAGGGGCAGAUACUUACAAAUCAUACCCCAGGGUAUCGCUCACCUGGUGUUUAAGAAGUCAGGUAACCACUACACCUGGAGAAAGGUGACCACCACCGUCCACAAUAUCAUCGUGGGCAAGCUGUGGGUGGAUAACCACGGGGAGAUGGACAUCAGCAACCACCGCAACGGCGACAAGUGCCACCUCAAGUACUCCGCCUACAGCUACUUCUCUCGGGAGAUUCCACGCAAGGUGACGGGCGUUGUAGCAGACAAAGAAGGAAAUGCUAAGUGGGUUCUAACCGGGACCUGGGACAAGCGGAUGGAGGCAGCCAAAGUGGUCCACAUAGAUGAGUCGAACAAAGGCAAGCCGGUGUUUGAGACCGGAGCACAUGUGUGUAUCUGGGAGAAGAGACCUCUGCCGCCUGGUUCAGAUAGGAUGUACAACUUUACAUCGCUCGCGAUCACACUGAAUGAGCCAGAGGAGGGCGUGGCUCCCACAGACAGCCGGCUACGACCGGACCAGCGGGCCAUGGAGGAGGGGCGAUGGGACGACGCAAACAAACUCAAACAGGAGCUGGAGGAGAAACAGCGGGCCGCCCGCAAAAAACGCGAGGCUGAAAUGGAGGAGGCCAGCAAGAGGGGAGAAACAAUCAAAGGUUACCAGCCGAUCUGGUUUGAGAUGAAGACUGAUCCCGUCACAGGAAGUCCAAUCCACGUCUACAAGGGAAAAUACUGGGAUUGUAAGGAGAAAUCGGAUUGGUCCAGCUGCCCGCCUAUUUUCUUAUAGCUGAUGUGAUACUUUAGGAAUGUUCAAAAUACCAAAAUCUAAUUGUGAUGGCAGACAGGAAAACUGAGAGAAUUGUGAUAACGAAAGAAAAUCCAUUGGUUUAUGAAUUGAGAAUUGAUUUUUAUGUGAAUGAGUGAGUGAGUGAAUGAGCUAGUGAGUGAAUGAGGUAAUGAGUGAAUGUGAAGAAGUGAGGGAGGGAGGGAGAGAGAGAGUAUUUUAUUGAGCACAUUGUUCCAGAAAGCAAUAUGAUGUUGACAUUUUUUUAAGUUAUAGGCUAAAUGACACCUGGUUCCUAUUUAUUCAGUUUGGUGCCAUAGUUUAUGUACUGUGUACAUGUUGACUAAGUAAUGUAACAAAGCUUUCUCUCCAUCGGCCUAUCCUUCUAUGUUUUACAUUCCUUUCUUGCCUUGUUUUUCUUUUUAGAUUCAAAGCAAUUUUUAUUUUAUGAAUUAACCAUGUUAAAAUUUUGGUUUUUGUGUGGAUGAUUUAAAGAGAGAUAAUCCAUAUUGUAACAGAUAAUCCUUUUGUAACAGAGAUAAUCCUUUUUGUAACAGAGAUAAUCCUUUUUGUAACAGAGCACCAGAUAAUGUGUGUAAGUGAUGCAGUCAGAUGGUGUAGCAAAUGUUCAUUAUGCAAUGAAACAUUGUCAAAGGUUGAUUUAGAAAUCUUGUACAGUAUUUAUACACACUCAAUUUAUGUAAUUUUUUUACUGGGGUAGUGAAGUGAGUGACACAAGGGAGAUAAUAAUGACCAAACUGUUGAUUUUGUUAGUUUUUGUAACAAUUAUGCAUGACAAUUUUUUCUCUCAGCAAUACUUGACUUUUCAUGUAGGAGUUGAAUAGAAUAGAUGGUCCCUGAUGAGAUUCCAGACAAGAGCGUGUUUUGCCAAAUAGUAAAGCCAGUUAUUGUUAGUGUUAGUCCUCGGGUAUGGAAUGGAGUGUGGUUUGGAGUAGACAUUUGACAUUUUAUAAUUCUAUGGAUGACUCUUCUUACAUUAGCAUUUUGUUCCCUGUUUUUUUGCUAAUGUAGGUCACAGUUAAUCUUUAUACUAUGUUUUAUUUUUUUAAUGCAGCCUACGUGACUGUAUAAAACACUGACAUUAUCUAUAUCCGACUUUAACUAUAUCAACAUGGUAUCUAAGGCCUCUGGUCUGACUACUUUGGGCAUUCUUUUUUACACUAGCUUUGCAUAUAAUUCUGCCAUGAAGUUGCCAUUUGUUUUCAUUUUUAUUAAAAAAAUCGGAAUAGAACAAACAAUUUAAAUGUCUGUUAACCCUGAUGUUUUUUCCUGAGAACCAGGGCAAUGAACUGUUUGACCAGCUACACAGUUUUGGGGUUGUACCAAUAAUGACCAUUUAUUCCCAUCAAAAUAUCACCAAUUUAUCUAUCAAUGUCUAUCAAUGAUCCCUCAUAUCCACCAUUAACCAGACGCCUUGGUUUGGAUGACGGUGAAGAAUUUGAUUUUUACAUGACGUAGUGUCACGUGACUGCAGUAUCCACGUGUCAGCUUCUGUACUAGUCAGCCCGGCUUGAGCGAAUGUUGUGGAGUCUGAGGCCCUAUGGCGGCUUUGAUACUGGCUGCCAUGUUGGACCUUUUUUAAAAAUGUUUGUUGAAUAAACAAAUAAGUAAUA
This is a messenger RNA of Magallana angulata, 4070 nucleotides long. Its product is annotated as oxysterol-binding protein 1-like. The coding region runs from base 133 to 2439 and encodes 768 amino acids. The transcript is spliced from 13 exons. Gene Ontology annotation, cellular component: cytosol; intracellular membrane-bounded organelle; membrane. Gene Ontology annotation, molecular function: sterol binding. The record is from RefSeq and is a predicted model, not a curated record. Lineage: Eukaryota; Metazoa; Mollusca; Bivalvia; Ostreida; Ostreidae.